Molecule: messenger RNA, 375 nt
Organism: Dichomitus squalens LYAD-421 SS1
Lineage: Eukaryota; Fungi; Basidiomycota; Agaricomycetes; Polyporales; Polyporaceae
Exons: 1
Source: RefSeq, a predicted model, not a curated record
GCCAUCCGUAACGCCAAACGCGCCUUCUUCGAACAGCGCAUCCACGAUGUCGCCACCAACAAUGCCCGGGUCUGGGACCUGACAGCCUGGUAUAAACCACGGCGGUCGGACACUGCUGAUAUCGUUGACUCCCUAGGCAACCCAAUCCUCACCCCCGAGGAUCCACGCGACAACGCCGGCCCGACCUUCCAUUCUGCGGAAGGUCGGCCCGUAGACCUCACCAUCGUCGACUCUAUGCCGGCUCUCCCGGCCCGCGACUGGCCGCCCUUCUCCCGUCAAGAGCUCCUCGACUCUCUCCACGCCACCAACUCCCGGUCCACCCCCGGCUGGGACCACAUCACGUGGAAAUUCCUCAUGAUAAACUCGGGGCUGUGA